ACAGGGUAAGCAGUGGUCUCGAGUCGUCAGAUCUAAACAAGUUUUUUUUUAAAGAUAUAUCGCCUAUUAUAUACGAAUGUAACGAGUUGAUUCGGAUCAGUUCUUUAGCGGUCGUAUACAUGGUCGACGCUGCGCGAUGAAGUGGUUUAUUUCUCAAUAACUGUGAUCUGUUCUGUGCGUGCCAAUUGAUUUAUAUUUUAUAUGGAUCGUGAGAUUCAAUGCUGUGCGUCGUAGUAAUUGCUACUAGUUCAGUAAGAAGGUAGCAGUAAAGUCUACUGCUAACGUCUAAAAUGACGAAAUCACUAAAGAUGGGAUACAUUACCAAGGGAAGUUCAGAACAGACUAAGAAUAUAAAACUUCAGCUGUUCGUGUACUUGGUGCUUGGAGUGACCUGCCUCUCUGUGGCACUCUGCACGGUACUAGUGGAUCCUAUACGCAUCAUUUCCGUCUAUUACGCCCGCGUGGGUCCCGGCACCCUCCUAGACGUGGCGCUGAAGAAGGAAACCGACAGCAUUCACCUUUCUGCCUACCUCUUCAACAUCACCAACGCUGACCGGUUCGCCAGUGGAGAGGAUGACAAGCUCAAGAUGGAAGAAGUUGGUCCUUUUACUUAUCAAGAGAAUCGCACGAAUGAUGACAUGGAGAUAGACCUGGACGCUGGAGUGGUGCGGUACACCCCUCGACACAGGGUUACCUUCCUGCCUGAGGAGUCAGUCGGAAGGCCAGAGGAUAUGGUGCUGACCAUGCCUAACAUUGCUAUGCUGAGCAUGGCAUCAGGAGUAUCCACUUACGGGUAUUUCGCGAAAAUGGCGUUCAACAUGCUAGCAGCUCGGCUGGGAAGUGAACCCACUGUCAAUAUAACAGCCCACGACUACCUGUGGGGUUACAAUGAGCCGCUCAUCAGUCUGGGGAACAGCAUCCUGCCUGGAUGGAUCAAUUUUGAUACCUUAGGCGUUUUGGAUAGACUGUACGAUGAGAAGGCGCCUCUCAGGGUGGAAGUGAGCGCUCAUAACGACGACAAGUUUAUGAUCAAAUCAGUUAAUGGCGUCAGUGGGCUGCCAAACUGGGGGUAUCCGGAUACCAGGUCAUCUUGCAACAGUUUCAACAACAGCUACGAAGGCAUCAUCUAUCCACCAGACAUGUCUGCUGAAAGACCUCUGAAGAUCUAUCGCAACGUCCUCUGUCGGUUCAUGGAGCUGGAGUACGUGGAGGACAAGAUCACGGACUAUGGAGCCACCGGCAUGUGCUUCCAAAUCACCAACAACAGCUACAGCAAGAUCCCUGAGAAUGAGUGCCUCUGUGCCAAGGGGAUCUGUCACGAUGGGAUCUCUGAUUUGUCCCCUUGUUUUUAUGGUCUGCCAGUCGUUCUAUCAAACGCUCACUUUUUGGAUUCAAACCCGCUGUUGUACGACCGCAUCGAGGGUAUGAAACCUGACAGAGAGCAACAUGGGAGCGAAUUUAUGAUAGAUCCUAUCAUCGGUCUGGUGAUGGCGACGAAGUUCUCGGUGCAGGUGAACGUGCUGCUGCGCGACGUCAGCUUCAAUUCCAAGCUCACCAAGUACUCCGAUAUGUUCGUGCCCAUCGUCAACAUAAAAAUUGUCCAACCAAAACUAGCAGACGAUCAAAUCGCGACUCUUCGAUUGAUGCACGUCUAUGCGCCAUACAUACUGCUGGGAGUCCAGUUAACCUUGGUACUAUCUGGGCUCCUCCUUCUAGCACAUUCUGCGAGAAUUCUCUACUGGAACUGGAUAUCAUCUAGAAGAAAAGGCUUGGGAUUCACUUGUGAAAGAAUAAACGUGAAGGAAACUUUAAGCACUGAACCACUUAUGAACAUAAUAAGAUAACACUUUAAAACAGCGCCAUCUAUUAGAUGUUUAUAGAAACAAUAUAACUAAUUUUUGUAGAAAAAUUAUGACGUAAUAAAUCACGCUCUUGAAUGGACAUUAUAGAUACAUUUUGUUAACCUAUGAGCAUGGUUUUUAUGGUGCAGGUGCAGGUUUUUAGAAGGAAAUAAAUAGACGCUUAACCAGCAACCUAAUUACUACAUAGACUAUGUAGAAACAACAGGUCUUUAUUAUAAGACUGUAAAUAGUUAUGUUUAAGAAAUAAGGUACUUCGGUAUAUGGUAAUGUGACGUCAGUGAUAAGUGGAUUGUAAAUAUAUAGAUAUAAUAGACUAUUAAUUUAUACACCUUGAAAUAUAUUUCGUUCGGUAACACAAUAGUUUUACAAAGAAAUAAGUUAUUUAAAACCAAAAUAACUGGUGAACCAUUGCUUCAAACUUCGAAAUGGCACAAAUACUCAUAGUACAUUAUCAAAACAUCACGCCAUGUAAUUCUCGAAGAGGUAUUUCUCAUCAUUACCACAUUAAGUCUGAUAGUAUUCCAUGUGCGUAUUACCAUGAAUAAUUGUUUUAAACUUAAAAAAAUGAUAAUGGCAAGUUGUUUUGCCGCGGGACGAAAACGAAAUAAUUAUAUUUUAUGGUGUAUAUUUAACUUGGAAUAAGUGGGAUGUUUGGAACUUUAUAAUUGGUUGCAUCGAAAGCAAAAGUGUCAUACAAGAAUAGUGAUCAAUAGUGAUAAAACUACUAACUAAAUAUUUAGUUAAUGAAAUUAGUUAAUAAGUAACUAUUAUUAA
Spodoptera litura is the source of this 2636-nucleotide messenger RNA. RefSeq names its product scavenger receptor class B member 1. The record is from RefSeq and is a predicted model, not a curated record. Lineage: Eukaryota; Metazoa; Arthropoda; Insecta; Lepidoptera; Noctuidae. Gene Ontology annotation, cellular component: membrane; cytoplasm. Gene Ontology annotation, molecular function: scavenger receptor activity.